AAGAACUGGGGCGGGCGGGCUGCCGAGGAGAGCACGCUGCUGCAUGGGCCACGUGAGCUCAGGCUGUGGGAGCGGAUGGAGCUGCCAUAGUCAGCGCUUAGGGCUGGCCCCAGCUUGUAGACCCGAGUCCUGCACAACAACCCCCCAUGGCGCGGGCGAGCAGAAGAAAGGGGGCCUUUAUGCCCUUUUGAGGGAAGCACACAUUCUGCAAGGCCGUGGAAACAAAGAGAAGAACUGUUUGUAGCCCUCGUCCAGACGCCCCAAACAAACAGAGCCAGAUUACACCCUGUUUGACCCUGCCUUCAAAGGGAUGACUCUGUAAGAUUCUCUGCUGCUUAUUCAAGGUGACAUAAUGUCCUUCACACUCCACCUGAAGUCCCGCCUUCCUACUGCCCUAAGGAGUUUGAUUCUACAAAAGAAACCAAACAUCAGAAAUACAUCCAGCAUGGCUGGGGAGCUCCGACCAGCCAGCCUGGUGGUCCUGCCCAGGUCCCUUGCUCCAGCGUUUGAAAGAUUCUGCCAGGCCAACACUGGUCCUCUGCCCCUGCUGGGCCAGAGUGAGCCAGAAAAGUGGAUGCUGCCCGCUCAAGGUGCUGUCUCAGAGACCAGGGUGGACCGUCCCCAGUUCUGGAAAUACGAGUUCGGUGCCUGCACUGGCAGCCUGGCUUCGCUGGAGCAGUACUCAGAGCAGCUGAAGGACAUGGUGGCCUUCCUCUUGGGCUGCAGCUUCUCCCUGGAGGAGGCCUUGGAGAAAGCAGGGCUCCCCAGAAGAGACCCAGCAGGUCACAGCCCGGCGGCUGCAUACAAGACAACAGUGCCUUGUGUUACCCAUGCUGGCUUCUGCUGCCCUCUGGUGGUCACAAUGAGGCCCAUUCCCAAGGACAAGCUGGAAGGGCUGGUGCGGGCCUGCUGCUCCCUAGGGGGUGAGCAGGGGCAACCUGUUCACAUCGGCGACCCAGAGCUGUUGGGAAUCAAAGAGCUUUCCAAACCUGCCUACGGGGAUGCCGUGGUGUGUUCCCCAGGGGAGGUUCCAGUGUUCUGGCCUUCUCCACUGACCAGUCUUGGAGCUCUCAGCAGCUGUGAGACCCCACUGGCUUUUGCCAGCAUCCCAGGCUGCACAGUUAUGACUGACCUGAAGGAUACAAAGGCUGCAGCUGGUUGUCUCACCCCAGAGAGAAUUCCAGAGGUCCAUCACAUUUCCCAAGAUCCUCUGCACUACAGCAUCGCGUCAGUGUCCGCUUCUCAGAAGAUCAGAGAACUAGAGUCUGUGAUCGGCAUAGACCCAGGGAACCGGGGGAUUGGACACCUGCUCUGUAAAGACGAGCUGCUGAAGGCCUCUCUCUCGCUGUCCCAUGCCCGCUCAGUGCUCAUCACCACUGGGUUCCCGACGCAUUUCAAUCAUGAGCCUCCGGAAGAGACAGAUGGCCCACCAGGAGCUGUUGCUCUGGCCGCCUUCCUGCAGGCCUUGGAGAAGGAGGUAGCCAUAAUCGUUGACCAGAGAGCCUGGAACUUGCACCAGAAGAUUGUCGAAGACGCUGUUGAGCAAGGUGUUCUGAAGACACCAAUCCCGAUAUUAACCUACCAAGGUGGAUCAGUGGAAGCUGCCCAGGCAUUCCUGUGCAAAGACGGAGACCCACAAACACCUAGGUACCUCCCCUUCCCUUCAGGAGUCGGUGAUGGAGGCAACGAGCUUGGAAUGGGUAAAGUCAAGGAGGCUGUGAGGAGGCACAUACGGCACGGGGAUGUCAUCGCUUGCGACGUGGAGGCUGACUUUGCCGUCAUUGCUGGUGUUUCUAACUGGGGAGGCUAUGCCUUGGCCUGCGCGCUCUACAUCCUGUACUCAUGUGCCGUCCACAGUCAGUACCUGAGGAAAGCAGUCGGACCCUCCAGGGCACCUGGAGAUCAGGCCUGGACGCAGGCCCUCCCGUCGGUCAUUAAGGAAGAAAAAAUGCUGGGCAUCUUGGUGCAGCACAGAGUCCGGAGUGGCGUCUCAGGCGUCGUGGGCAUGGAGGUGGAUGGGCUGCCCUUCCACAACACCCACGCCGAGAUGAUCCAGAAGCUGGUGGACGUCACCAGGGCGCAGGUGUAACCGUCCAUGUUCCGUGUGAGCAGGGUCCCUACCAGUGGGCAGUUCUGCAUCCGGGGAGAAUGCAGCUGCUUCUGGCCACAAUCCUGCGAGUAAACACUGGUCUUCGGUAAGCAAUGAACGCUCGCCUGGCCUGGGAAACUGCAUGCCCACUUUCUGGGAGGGGUUAGUGCAAGUGCCAUGGACAAAGGACAACAUUUCUCUGGGGCUUGCCACAGGACAGUGCCUAGGACUCUCAAGGCAUUGAUUUCAACCCUCCUUCACGCUGGCUUCUUCAGGCCACCCCCGUGGUCUCCUGCGAGAAUCUUCUCGACAGUUACUUCUGGGGACACUUGUGAGCAAUUAACUGUCAGGCAGAGCAUGAGAACAAAUAUUCCCAGGCCAUGUAGGAUACUCCAGACUCCAGUCAUCCUCCCUCAUCCGUGGUUUCUGUUAAUCGUGGUCUCGGUUACUUAUGGCCAACUGCAGACCGAAAAUACUAAGUGAAAGAUUUCAGAAAUAAACAACUCCUAAGUUUUAAA
This is a messenger RNA of Mandrillus leucophaeus (drill), 2607 nucleotides long. RefSeq names its product chromosome unknown open reading frame, human C14orf159 (gene DGLUCY). Gene Ontology annotation, biological process: glutamate metabolic process. The transcript is spliced from 13 exons. The record is from RefSeq and is a predicted model, not a curated record. Lineage: Eukaryota; Metazoa; Chordata; Mammalia; Primates; Cercopithecidae. The coding region runs from base 353 to 2089 and encodes 578 amino acids. Gene Ontology annotation, molecular function: D-glutamate cyclase activity.